UUUUCGCUAUUGAGAAGACGCCAGUAAUUUCUGUCUAAUUUUCUGCUAUGUGGCCGAUUUGGAUAGUUGCGCUUAGUUUGAUUCAUUAUGGAUAUACUCAGACAAAAAAACGUGGUGUUUGUCCGCCUAUAUUGGACCAACCAAUUGGUUUUUGUUUUACAGCUUUAUUCAGUUCCAAUUGCUUUGGAGAUGACGCCAAUUGUCCAGGGAAUGAGAAAUGCUGCCCAACUGAAUGUCGUUCAAAAAACUGUAGAAAACCUCUAUUGAAAAAACUACCGGGAUGUCCAGUUGACAACCGUAUUUGCAAGAGAUAUCAACAGCUCUGUAACUCUGAAAAGGACUGUAAGAAUGGUUACAUUUGCUGUUUUAAUCCUUCCUGUGGCACUUCAUGCAAAGCAGAAAUAAAGAAGAUCGUGUCUUUAUCAGCUUGUACCACGGGAACUCCAUUGCUGGGAAUAAAUUGCGGUAGAUCACCAAACAGAAAAAAAUGUCCAAAAGGAUACAGGUGUAAAACUAAUCGAUUAGAUCGUUUUGCUUUUUGCUGUCCAGUUUGAGAAGAUGUCUUCCAUACUACACGUUUGACUUGUGCUACCCAAAGUGAAAAUACCAGGACAUUUGUUUUCAAAAAUUGUGCUACCUGUAAUUUGAAAGAAAUUU
Messenger RNA from Mytilus californianus (California mussel), 657 nucleotides. Its product is annotated as WAP four-disulfide core domain protein 5-like. Gene Ontology annotation, molecular function: peptidase inhibitor activity. The transcript has 8 exons. The record is from RefSeq and is a predicted model, not a curated record. The coding region runs from base 48 to 554 and encodes 168 amino acids. Gene Ontology annotation, cellular component: extracellular region. NCBI's taxonomy places the organism in Eukaryota, Metazoa, Mollusca, Bivalvia, Mytilida, Mytilidae.